UUGUGUAACCUAAUGAAGCCGGCUGGAAAACAUUCUUCCAAUCAAUAAAAUGGUGAACACUUCAACAAUAACGCCAACAAAGAGAUGAUUUCCAAAUACUGAUUGCAAACUAUUUAAAUGGGAGUUGUGUGCGUGUACAUGUACCCUGUGCCUGAGGGGAAGAGCGGUCAGCAGGUGGUUGACUCCAUGCAGAGACAGCUGGAGCUCCUUGGAGCUGUAAAAACUGGCAACUUUAACGUGGACUGUGAGACGUAUCUGUCAAAUAAUCCACAAGGAACUCCUCAAAGAAGUCUUCAUCUUCUACACAACAGUGAGCAGCCAGCAUCAUGUUUCUCAGUUCUCGACACCGGUACAACGCUUGUUGCAGAUGUGCUUUUCGAGGUGUUGAUGGCGAAACUGACACAGUCUAAGUCGGGGAAGGACGGGUUUUAUCAGCAGCGAAAAGGAUUUAAGAUUGAAUCAAAGGGGCCUAGAUUUGAGAUCAGUGACUUUGUUAUAAAGAUUGGUUCUGUGUCCAUGGCUUCCAACUUCAAAGGAAUUUUAGUUGAGGUAGAGUACUGUCCUUGUGCAAUUCCAGCCGAAUGUUGGGAUCUAAUGAGGGAAAUGAUGCAGAGCUUUAUGGGAACUGUUGCUGACACACCACCGGCAAUUGUCAAAAGCAAAAAAGACCAGUUUUAUACGCCAGCUGACACUAUUAACCAGUAUCUAGAACAUUUCACAAACUUUAGAAAGGCUACUGUUGCCAGUCAACAACCAAGAUAAUCAAUUAAGCAUUUGGCUUUUUAUUUCAGUGACAGAAUGAUCCAUCACUGUUUAUUAUUCAUUCUGAAUUCAUAUAGUACAUAGUUGUCUCAUUCACAUUGUUGUAAAAGAUCAUAGCUGCAUGUGUACUUAUGUGAGUGAAAUACGGAGGAACAAAUGGAUAAGUCUUACUAAACUGAAGUUCAAUCAUACUGUAAAAAUUAUUAACAAAUCACCAAUACAUUUAAAAGGCAUUGUUGAAGGAUUUUCAUGUAUUUGAAGAAAGUCAUAAAAGAAUUAAAUUAUAGAAUUGCAAUAAUUGGAAUAGUUAUAAAUAAUUAUAACAAAUAAGUAUAACCGCUCAAAAAAUGAAACAUGUUCCUGUACUGAUGACCACAAAGUGGUACUAUCGAAGCAACAGCUAAUGUACUACCAUACACCAUGCAGGCUUUUGUGAUUAUAUGGUAGUAUAAGGGCUAUGUUGGUUAUACACUUGUUUAAUAAAUAACCAAUUAACAGCGUUACAAGCGAAUCAUUACUUUGGAAUAAAGUUUAUCAAUAAAAGACAUAUUAUAAACAUU
Messenger RNA from Dreissena polymorpha, 1322 nucleotides. RefSeq names its product mediator of RNA polymerase II transcription subunit 20-like. Gene Ontology annotation, molecular function: transcription coactivator activity. Gene Ontology annotation, biological process: regulation of transcription by RNA polymerase II. The transcript is spliced from 5 exons. The coding region runs from base 118 to 762 and encodes 214 amino acids. Gene Ontology annotation, cellular component: mediator complex. NCBI's taxonomy places the organism in Eukaryota, Metazoa, Mollusca, Bivalvia, Myida, Dreissenidae. The record is from RefSeq and is a predicted model, not a curated record.